Molecule: messenger RNA, 3608 nt
Organism: Clupea harengus (Atlantic herring)
Lineage: Eukaryota; Metazoa; Chordata; Actinopteri; Clupeiformes; Clupeidae
Gene: mmp14b
Product: matrix metallopeptidase 14b (membrane-inserted)
Biological process (GO): zymogen activation; collagen catabolic process; skeletal system development
Cellular component (GO): plasma membrane; extracellular matrix
Molecular function (GO): metalloendopeptidase activity; zinc ion binding
Source: RefSeq, a predicted model, not a curated record
GGGCUUUUCGUUGGCCUCUGGGGACCAUCAACCUACCACGUCUGCAACUGAGAGAGGUCUAGAGAGGAGCAUCAACACAGCCAGGCACAUGACCAAAGGAGAAGAACAGGAUUAGGAACAAAGAAGGAAAGAAAUUACGAAAAUACGGAAUGAAAAGCGUAUGGUUUAAGGACCAGCCGGAGAACUAAAAAGUGCACCCGACAUAGUCGCUUAGCAGAGUUGUCCAACCGCUAUUCCUCUCAACGUUUAGAAUAGACAGGAUCAGCGUCAGGGCGGCUAGAUGCAGUAGCCAACUUAUAAAUAUAUUGCAAAUGCUCAGGCCUAUUUUUAUCCCUUAAAGUGGAUGCAACCAUUUGUCACUCCAAUAACUUAUUUUCUUACCACGUUUCACUUGCUGCAAUGUUCUGACAAAUAGAGAAAAAAACGGACCGACAGAAAAGUAGGCAAUAGGGAAAGCAAUCGGGGGCACAGAUUCAUAACUUUACCAUUUGAAGUCGGCCGACGAAUGGCGUCCCGGAGAGACACGCUCGAGUUGUUGCUCGUGUUCGCAUGCUGGCUGUGCGCCCACGGAGCUGCACCCAGGCAAGAAGUCAAAGCAGAGACAUGGCUGCAGCAGUAUGGGUACCUUCCGCCGGGUGACCUGCGCACGCACACUGCACGCUCUCCAAACUCAAUCACCUCCGCCAUCUCUGCCAUGCAGAGGUUCUACGGCCUGAAGAUCACCGGCAGCAUUGACCCAAAAACCCUAGAGGCGAUGAAAAGGCCGCGCUGUGGUGUCCCAGAUAAGUUCGGCGCGGAGCUAAAGACAAACCUGAGGAAGAAGCGCUACGCUAUCCAGGGACUGAAGUGGGAAAAGAACGAAGUCACAUUCUGUAUACAGAACUAUACUCCCAAAGUGGGAGAGUAUGAGACCCAUGAGGCUAUCCGAAAAGCCUUCAAAGUCUGGGAGCGCGUGACCCCGCUGCGGUUCCGCGAGAUCCCCUACAGCCACAUACGGGACAAGGUCGAGAACUUCGCCGACAUCAUGCUCUUCUUUGCCGAUGGUUUCCAUGGCGACAGCAGCCCCUUCGAUGGCGAGGGCGGAUUCUUGGCGCACGCAUACUUCCCUGGCGCAGGCAUCGGAGGGGACACACACUUCGAUGCAGCUGAGCCGUGGACUAUUGGCAAUCGGGACCUUUUAGGUAAUGACGUGUUCCUGGUGUCCGUGCAUGAACUGGGCCAUGCCCUUGGUCUGGAACAUUCCAACGACCCCUCUGCCAUCAUGGCUCCGUUCUACCAGUGGAUGGACACAGACAACUUUGAGCUGCCCGAGGAUGAUCGCCGAGGAAUUCAGCAGCUCUAUGGGUCAGGCUCUGGGGGUCAUCCUCGCCACCCCAUCACCCCACGCACACCCCACCACCCUCCUGAGACCACUCACCCACCUCGCAGACCCGGGGGCCCCCGCUACGGCCCUGAUGUCUGUGAGGGCCACUUCGACACCAUGGCCAUCCUUAGAGGAGAGAUGUUUGUCUUUAGGGAUAAGUGGUUUUGGCGAGUGCGUAGCAACAGAGUCCUGGAUGGAUACCCCAUGCCCAUUGGGCACUUUUGGCGCGGCCUGCCUUCAAACAUUAAUGCAGCAUAUGAACGGGAUGAUGGGAAAUUUGUUUUUUUCAAAGGGGAUAAAUAUUGGGUGUUCGCCGAGUCUAACCUAGAGGUUGGCUACCCUAAGUCACUGAAGGAACUGGGCAAUGGACUCCCCAAGGACAGGCUCGACGCUGCCCUCUUCUACACCCCGACUGGCAUGACCUACUUCUUCCGAGGAAACAAAUAUUAUCGCUUUAAUGAGGACACACGCUCCGUGGACCCCGACUAUCCCAAGCCUGUCAGCGUCUGGCAGGGAGUUCCUGACAACCCCAAAGCAGCUUUCAUGAGCAGAGACCAAGGUUACACCUACUUCUACAAAGCCAACAAGUACUGGAAGUUCAACAACCAGCAGCUGCGUGUGGAACCUGGCUACCCCAAGUCGGCACUGCGGGACUGGAUGGGCUGCCCUGAUGAGGAUCCCAAGACGGGUGGACGUGGCGGCGAGGACGACAAGCCCGAAGAGGACAAGCCCGUAGACAAGCCCGACAGGAGAGGGGACCCAGACCGGACGCAGGACGAGGAGGAGACGAAGGAGGAGACGGAGGUGGUCAUCAUCAAGUUUGAGGAGAAGGGCGGCAUGGGCAGUGGGGUCGGGGUGGUGGCCGUGGCACUGCCACUCAUGCUGCUGGCGUGCGUCAUCUUCACACUGGGAGUGCUGCUCUUCUUCCGCAGGAACGGCUACCCACGACGCCUGCUCUACUGCCAGCGCUCCCUCUUGGACAAGGUUUAAACGAGCCGGGGAGCCAGAGAGAAAGACAGAGAGAGGCAGAGAGAGAAAGGAGGAAGAGAUGGCAGAGAAGGGAGGAGGAAAGAGAAGUCGAAGAGAGAGAGAGAAGACAGGAGAGAGGAGGUGUGAGAGCUUGAUGGCGAAGAGAGGAAAAGAAAACAGAAGAUCAGUGCCUGUGGCGAUAAUGUAGCUAACUAUUAAAAUCAAAUCUGAAACACUUCAAAAAAGGGGGCCAGGCACAGCUAUACGUUACUAUCAACACACGCUCUGCACAGAAUCACAGCCACACAACGAAAUGAUACAAGAAGAAGAAAGAACAAAAAUAUCAAACUCUAAGACAGCAAAAUUCAGCAUUUAAUGUUGGGCAUUUCCAUUGUACUCAUUGCACUCAGAUCAUGUUAGCCCUGUCUUUGCUAAGAUUACAGGCAGAUGAUUUCUGGUUAUCCUUCUCUCCUCUUCUUUUGUUCCUCUCCCCUCCUCUCUGGCUGCUUCUGCCCUCUCUGAGUGUAGUUGACGCCAGCUGAUCGCUGUUUGUUUAGCCAUUUUUAUAGUUGCUGUUGUUGUUUGUUUGUUUUUCAUUGUGAACUGUAUCCAUGACUACAAGCCCACAGUCAUCAGUCUCCAGUAUUGCAAGCAUGUUGUACGAAGGGGAAAUUGUAAUCAAAAUGGAGACGUCUCCUUGCAUGGUAAACGCCGUGGAGAAAGCCAAAUGUUCAUUGCAAUUCAUUUGUGAUUUUAAGUGUGGGUCUUCAGGCCUCAUUUGUUGCACAUUUCAUAUAAAGUUACACCUAAGACACACACACACACACACUCACACACACACACACACGCUCUCACACACACACACACACACGCACACAUAAAUGCAUUCACAGGGCAAUGUGUGUCCUGUAAAGCAAUCAAAAAACAAAGAACCAGAGCCAGUAUUGUGUUUUUACUAAGUUCCUGCCCCAACCCAUGGUUUUCCCACACUAAAUGCUGAAAUGUUUGUCCUGUGUCCUGUACUACCACAUAAUAUUGUACUGUAAUGUUAAUGGCUAAUGACUAUUAUAAAUAUAAAUGAUAAUGUCAUUAUUAUUAUGACUAUUAUUAUUGUUGUUGUUCUCCUUGUAAAGACUGUUGUUUUUAACAUUGCAAUUAAAUGUCCUGCUGGACAGGCAAUUAUGAAGUGGCCUUUAUUUUGGGAAGUGAAGGGGUGGGAUGUGUUUUGAAAUCUGUUUUUUUACAUCUCAAAAAUAAAUUGAAAAUAUGAAAGUAA